GUUUCACUUGUUAUCAAUGUCAUGUUUUCCUUGCACAGGGCAGUACACACAGUCUCCCUCCUAUUUUAUGCUCACAACAACCUUGCAAGGUAGGCGAGAUUGAGUGAGAGCAACUGGGUCACCAGUGAGCCCCGCUAAUGAGCAGGGAUGUGAACAGGAAUCUACCUGCCCCAGUUUAUCCACUAUAGCACAUUUUACUGUCCAUUGGGAUCUGUUUUAUUAAGACUUUUGGAUGAAGGAAGCUAACAUACUUCUUGGCAACCAACCAACUAUGUCUCUUGAUCCUUCAUGGCAGGUCGAAAGACCCCUCCGUCUGGGGAGGUCCAUAUCUGGGUCAAGGACACCAAAGAUCUGCCCCAGUUACGUCCCUCCGGAGUGGGCUCCUUUGUGAAAUGCUACGUUCUUCCAGACACCAGUAAAAAGAGCUACCAGAAGACCCGCAUUGUCCAGAGGGACUCCAACCCGGUGUUUAACCACACCAUCGUGUACGACGGCUUUCAUACAGAAGAUCUGAAGGAUGCCUGUGUCGAGCUGACCGUCUGGGAUCAUGAGAAACUGACCAAUCACUUUCUGGGAGGGAUCCAGCUGGGACUUGGGACAGGUAAUAACGAGGCCCUUUCGCCUCAUUCCAGUUUCGACAUGAAACAUGUUCUCCUUGCCCAGAAAAUAUAAACAGGGAGAGCAGACAUCCAAAGGGCAUGUUUUGGACCGCAAAUCAAAAUGGAAAGGGCUUCUCUUCAGAAGCGUGGCUGGGCGGAAAUUAGAAUUCACAGCAAGCCAGGCCUCUGCACCAUUGAAAUCAAUGAGUACCGUUCAUUUCCCAUUAAUUUCCCAUUAAUUUUAGUAGGAUGUAGUCAUGACUAACAUAGCCCGGAUGAUUUCAGGGGUUGAACCUGAAGCCAUCAGCAUGCAAGUUGUACACUGGACUCGGGUCAGGACAUCCUAAAAUGAAUGACAGCGAAUGCCCACUAAAAUGCACUGGUUCUUUCCAAAUGGCAAGGGGACUGCAUGGAAUUUCUGAAUGGCCAAUGGAGAGGAGAGGAGAGCUGGUCUUGUGGCUGCAAGCAUGACUUGUCCCCUUAGCUAAGCAGGGUCUGCCCUGGUUGCAUAUGAAUGGGAGACUAGAAGUGUGAGCACUGUCAGAGAUUCCCCUCAGGGGAUGGAGCUGCUCUGGGAAGAGCAGAAGGUUCCAAGUUCCCUCACUAGCAUCUCCAAGACAGGGCUGAGAGAGAUUCCCGCCUGCAACCUCGGAGAAGCCACUGCCAGUCUGUGAAGACAAUACUGAACUAGGUAGACCAAUGGUCUGAUUCAGUAUAUGGCAGCUUCCUAUGUUUCUAACCAGUGCAUCUUAGUGGGCAUUCCCUGUCAUUCUUGACUAUAUGAUCCUAUUGAUAUAUUUGUGCAAGAGUUUGUUUCAAUUUGUCGCUUAAGAUGAUGGUGAAAUGCAGCAGUCAUGCUAACUGAGGAAAGAGGCACCUCUUAGAAAGUGGUCUAGUUCUCUUGCAUUUAGCAGGGGGAGAGCAACUGUCCCUCUUCAGACCAGUACACUGUCCCUACAGUGGCUGUUGGCUGGCGUCUCUCUUGUGUCUCUGUGGGGCAGGGAACCAUCUUCUCCUUGCUUUUGCUAUGAAAGCUGUUUGGGGAAUUUUUCUGCUCGAGAAGCAGGGUAGACAAGUGAGGGGGAUAAAUAAGAAGUGGGGCAAAGACCGGCCUUGCUGAAGGGGCCCCUGCUGACUGGGCCGAAGGGCACCUUCUCAAAAUGGCGGCUCUCUCGUAUCCCACAAGAGGGGGAGCAACUGUCCCUAUUCAGCCCAGCCCAGUGUCCUUCCCAGUGGCUGUUGCUGGCGUCUCGUUGGUGUUUCUUUUUCGCCUGCAAGCCCCUUGGAGGCAGAGAACCAUCUACUCAUGCCUUUUGCUGUGGAAGCCCCUUUGGGAAC
This is a messenger RNA of Hemicordylus capensis (graceful crag lizard), 1937 nucleotides long. RefSeq names its product synaptotagmin-like protein 2. The transcript has 2 exons. Gene Ontology annotation, molecular function: neurexin family protein binding. NCBI's taxonomy places the organism in Eukaryota, Metazoa, Chordata, Lepidosauria, Squamata, Cordylidae. The coding region runs from base 289 to 672 and encodes 127 amino acids. Gene Ontology annotation, biological process: exocytosis. The record is from RefSeq and is a predicted model, not a curated record. Gene Ontology annotation, cellular component: plasma membrane; exocytic vesicle.